AUGGAUGAGCUGGAAACAAUCAAGCCCCCCAUACCUACUGAAGCACCAUCCAACAAUCCAGACAUCCUAACUGUCACCUGGGAUGGAUCCAACGACCCCCAAGACCCCUUCAACUGGCCUCUAAACAAGAAAUGGCGAGCGACCGCACUCGGCCUCACAGCCAGCUUCAUCUGUUCCAUGAACGGAACCAUCAUCACCGUCGCCCACCAAGCCAUCAGCGACGAAUUCCACAUCUCCGACACCACCUUCCCCAAUUCCUACUGGCCAACCACCUCCUGGGGCAUCGGAGCAGCACUAUGCCCUCUAUUCCUCUUCCCCAUCAUGGAAGACUUCGGUAUCCGACCCGUCCUCCUCAGCACAUACUUUCUCUUCAUCUGCCUCCUCAUCCCCAUCGGCCUAGCCCAAAACUUCACUACCCUAAUCACUGUCCGGUUCUUCAGCGGCGGCUGCGUCCCCCUCAUAAGCGACGCCGUGGCCAGCAUCAUAUCCAACGUCUUCCACGGCGACCAAGCCAGAAGCACACCCAUCAGCCUCUACGUCACAACAUACCUCGUCUCAACAAGCAUCGGCCCCGUAAUCGGUUCCUCCAUCCUCCAAUACCUCUCCUGGCGUUGGAUCGCCUACCUAGAAUCAAUCUGGACCGCCAUCCUCUUCCCAAUCCUCCUCAUCGCCCUCCCCGAAACCCGCGAGUCCGCAAUCCUACUCACCAAAGCCAAACUCCUCCGCCACGAGGGCAAACAAGCCUAUACAGCAUCCGAACUCAACCAAACCCCACUCCUUCAAACCAUCACGACCAGCAUCCAACGCCCCCUCUACAUGCUCUUCACAGAACCAGUCGUCUUCAUCGCCGCCCUUUGGGCCGCAUUCAGUCUCGGAACCAUCUACCUCUUCACUCAAUCCGUCGAACAAGUCUACACAACCCUCUAUAACUGGACCACAAUCCAAACAGGAUACAUCCAAAUCGCCAUCGUGAUCGGAGAGCUCCUCGGCUGUGUACUCUCCAUCAUCGUCACAAACCACUUCUCCUCCACUCCCACCCCCCACAACAAACAACCCAACCCCGAAACAAAACUCUACCCCUCCAUAAUCGGCGGCUUCUUUGGCGUCACUGCCGGAAUGUUCGUCUACGGAUGGACUUCAUACCCCACUAUCCACUGGAUCGCACCCACUAUUGGUCUGGGAAUGGUAGGAUUCGGAACCACCGCUGUUAUCAUCGGUAAUGCGAAUUAUCUUAUAGAUGCGUAUAGUAAGUAUGCGGCCAGUGCGUUGGGAGCGGUGGGCUUGGUGGAGAAUAUCUCGAUUGCUUUUUUGCCAUUGGCUGCGACGGCCAUGUACUCGGGUCUGGGGUUUCAGUGGGCGAGUUCGCUACUGGGGUUUGUGUCGUUGGGGCUGGUGGCGAUGCCGUUUGUGGUUAUGAGGUGGGAGGUGGAGAUUAGAGCGCGAAGUCUGUUUAUGAAAGAGGCGGUUAUAGAUCGUAGUGGGUGA
Aspergillus sclerotioniger CBS 115572 is the source of this 1485-nucleotide messenger RNA. RefSeq names its product MFS general substrate transporter. Gene Ontology annotation, molecular function: transmembrane transporter activity. Bases 1 to 1485 code for a protein of 494 amino acids. Gene Ontology annotation, biological process: transmembrane transport. The transcript has 2 exons. The record is from RefSeq and is a predicted model, not a curated record. Lineage: Eukaryota; Fungi; Ascomycota; Eurotiomycetes; Eurotiales; Aspergillaceae.